Messenger RNA from Abrus precatorius (Indian licorice), 1692 nucleotides. Its product is annotated as putative pentatricopeptide repeat-containing protein At3g05240. The record is from RefSeq and is a predicted model, not a curated record. Bases 1 to 1692 code for a protein of 563 amino acids. Gene Ontology annotation, molecular function: RNA binding; protein binding. The transcript has a single exon. NCBI's taxonomy places the organism in Eukaryota, Viridiplantae, Streptophyta, Magnoliopsida, Fabales, Fabaceae. Gene Ontology annotation, biological process: RNA modification.
AUGCUACACCAAAACAUCAUUCUCUCUCUGUUAGCAAAAUGCAAAAAUAUGAAUGAAUUGAAAAAAUUGCAUGGGCUAAUAAUCACAACCCCAACAAUUAAAAGCAUAAUUCCCUUUAGCAAGCUUAUUGACUUCUGUGUGGAUUCAGAAUUUGGGGACAUCAACUAUGCAUACUUAGUAUUUCGCCAAAUUGAUGUCCCCAGCGUUUACAUUUGGAACUCCAUGAUGCGAGGUUAUGCUAACGGUCACAAUCCAAGAAUGUCUAUGCUUCUGUACAGACAAAUGAUACAAAAUGGGUAUUCCCCAGAUCAUUUUACUUUCCCAUUUGUACUCAAAGCAAGUUGUGUGGUUUCUGAUCAUGAUUGUGGAAAAUGUAUUCACAGCUGCAUAGUUAAAUCUGGGUUUGAAGCUGAUGCCUAUGCUGCUACUGGGUUGCUCCAUAUGUAUGUGUCAUGUGCAGAUAUGAAGUCAGGGUUGAAGGUGUUUGAUAAUAUUCCCAAGUGGAAUGUGGUAGCUUGGACUUGUUUGAUUGCUGGGUAUGUGAAUAAUAAUCAACCAUGUGCAGCUUUGAAAGUGUUUGAAGAUAUGGAUAAUUGGGGUGUAGAGCCCAAUGAAAUCACCAUGGUGAAUGCUUUGGUUGCCUGUGCUCGUGGUAGAGACAUUGAUACCGGACGACGGGUCCACCAACGUGUUCGUAAGGCUGGUUAUGAUCCCUUUAUGUCCACAUGUAACUGCAACAUCAUUCUGGCAACUGCAAUUCUUGAAAUGUAUGCUAAAUGUGGUAGGUUGAAGACUGCAAGAGACCUGUUCGACAAAAUGCCUCGCAGAAACAUUGUUGCUUGGAACACCAUGAUUAAUGCCUACAACCAGUAUGAGAGGCAUCAGGAGGCGCUAGAUCUCUUUUUUGAUAUGUGGGAUGCUGGCUAUUAUCCAGAUAAGGCUACCUUUCUGAGUGUCUUGAGUGUUUGUGCUCAUCAGUGUGCUCUGGCAUUGGGACAAACUGUUCAUGCUUAUCUAUUGAAAACCAACUUUGCAACAGACAUUGUCCUUGCAACUGCUCUUCUUGACAUGUAUGCCAAGACCGGUGAGAUAGGAAGUGCACAGAAGAUUUUUAGUAGUUCGCAAAAGAAAGAUGUGGUAAUGUGGACUAGCAUGAUCAACGGUUUGGCUAUGCAUGGUCAUGGAAAUGAAGCAUUGAGUACGUUUCAAAAAAUGCAAGAGGAUAGUUCUCUAGUCCCUGAUCAUAUUACGUACAUCGGAGUUUUAUUCGCAUGUAGUCAUGUUGGACUGGUUGAAGAGGCUCAAAAACAUUUUAAACUAAUGACAAAUAUGUACGGUAUAACGCCGGGAAGAGAGCAUUAUGGUUGCAUGGUUGAUCUUUUGAGUAGGGCAGGUCAUUUCAGAGAGGCAGAAAGAUUAAUGGAGACAAUGAAGGUACAACCAAAUAUUGCCAUAUGGGGUGCUCUUUUAAAUGGCUGCCAGAUUCACGAAAACUUGGGUGCUGCCAAUCAAGUGAAAGUACGAUUAACAGAGCUAGAACCUGGUCAAAGUGGAGUUCAUGUUCUUCUAUCUAAUAUAUAUGCUAAGGCUGAAAGGUGGGAAGAGGUAAAUUUGACUAGAAAAUCUAUGAAGCAUAAAAGGAUUACAAAGACAAUAGGUCAUAGUUCAGUUGAAAUGAAGCUGUCAACCUAA